This is a messenger RNA of Myiozetetes cayanensis, 644 nucleotides long. Its product is annotated as phosphoribosylformylglycinamidine synthase-like. The record is from RefSeq and is a predicted model, not a curated record. Bases 255 to 629 code for a protein of 124 amino acids. Lineage: Eukaryota; Metazoa; Chordata; Aves; Passeriformes; Tyrannidae. The transcript is spliced from 5 exons.
GUGAGUUCUGACUUUUGGGGUGCCCCCCCCAGGUGUGGGACGUGACCACCCAGGACCUGAGCUCGUCCUCCCUGACCCUGGACGGGUUUCGGGGUCUCGUCUUCGUGGGCGGUUUCAGCUACGCCGACGUCCUGGGCUCGGCCAAAGGCUGGGCGGCCGCCGUUCGCUUCAACCCCCACGUGCGAGGAGCCCUCGAGCGAUUCCGGAGCCGCCCCGACACCUUCAGCUUGGGGGUCUGCAAUGGGUGCCAGCUGAUGGCCCUGCUGGGGUGGGUGGGGCCACAGACAGUGUCACCUCUGUCACCUGGGACCCCCCCAGUGUCCCCCCCUGGGUGCCAGCUGAUGACCCUGCUGGGGUGGGUGGGGCCACAGACAGAUGGGGGUGACCCCGCCGUGGUUCUGACCCCCAACGUGUCGGGCCGGUUCGAGUCGCGCUUCGUGACCGUGCGGGUGGAGCCGGGCCCGGCCCUGAUGCUGAGGGGGAUGGAGGGGAGCACCCUGGGCGUCUGGGUGGCACACGGGGAAGGCCGUUUCCAGUUCCGCCCCCCCCACUCUGUGCACACUGGGGUGUCACUGGGAUGUAACUGGGAUGUAACUGGGCUAUCUCAGGGCUCUCUCAGGGCUAUGUAGUCUAUGUAUAACUGC